AGCAAAGGAGGAGCUAUGAUUGUCUCCGUCGCCGUUGGUCAGCCGUUAACUUUGUGGCGGUCUUGUGGCUGUAGAGCGGCGUCAAGGGAAAAGGAUAGCGCAUCUGUUUACCAAAGGAGAAGUAGCAUGAGAGUUAGAGUAAGAUCAGCGCGGUCAGUUCUGGCAGAGGCUGAGGCGAGACCAGCAACACCUGCGCUGAAAGUGCAGAUCUAUCGGGGAGGCGGGGAUCGAAUGGACGACCUUCAGGCGGAGGCAAGGGCCCUUGCACGUGCUGCAAAUGCCUCCAUUUACAGCCCCGAACUGCUUGUCGGCAAGUACGGCUCUCGCCCAGUCAAGGUAAUUCGGAGGACUCUUGAAAUUUUGAUAUCGCUGGGUUCAUUUGGGUUAAAGCUGUUGGUGGACCAAAGGAAUGGCGUGAUCGAUCAGAACAAACGACUGCGUGCUGCCGAGCUCAGGACAAUUUUCACUCGUUUGGGACCUACGUUUGUCAAAUUAGGUCAGGCCUUGUCCACCAGGCCUGACAUUUGCCCACCUGAGUAUCUGGAGGAGCUCUCUGAGCUUCAGGAUGCUUUGCCCACAUUUCCAGAUGCAGAAGCAUUUUCCUGCAUCGAAAGGGAAUUGGAAUUGCCACUCGACUCCGUUUUCUCAUGCAUAUCUCCAUCCCCAAUUGCGGCAGCUAGUUUAGGUCAAGUCUACAAAGCUCAUCUCAAGUACUCUGGGCAGGUUGUUGCUGUAAAGGUGCAACGUCCGGGCAUUGAAGAAGCGAUAGGACUUGACUUCUAUCUCAUAAGAGGUCUAGGAUUUUUCAUAAAUAAAUAUGUUGACGUCAUAACCACUGAUGUUAUAGCACUUAUUGAUGAAUUUGCACGCAGAGUCUAUCAAGAGCUGAACUAUGUUCAGGAGGGACAAAAUGCGAGGAGGUUUAAGAAAUUGUAUGCUGACAAGGCAGAGGUUCUGGUCCCAGACAUUUUCUGGGAUUAUACCAGCAAAAAAGUGUUGACAAUGGAGUGGGUAGAUGGAGUUAAAUUAAACGAGCAGGCUGCAAUUGAGAGACAAGGGUUGAAAGUAUUGGAUCUCGUGAACACUGGCAUACAGUGCAGCCUCAGACAACUACUUGAGUAUGGAUAUUUUCAUGCAGAUCCUCAUCCUGGUAAUCUGUUGGCAACAACUGAUGGAAAGCUUGCAUUUCUUGAUUUUGGAAUGAUGAGUGAGACGCCAGAAGAAGCUAGAUUUGCUAUCAUCGGUCAUGUUGUUCACUUGGUUAAUCGGGAUUAUGAAGCUAUGGCCCGUGACUACUAUGCUCUAGAUUUCUUGUCACCUGAUGUAGACGUUUCUCCAAUUGUACCGGCACUUCGUAACUUCUUUGAUGAUGUGCUUAAUUUAACUGUGAGUGAACUUAAUUUCAAGACACUGGUGGAUGGUUUAGGUGCUGUCUUGUAUCAAUAUCCAUUCAAUGUCCCAGCUUAUUAUGCAUUGAUAUUAAGGUCACUUACUGUACUAGAAGGUCUAGCCCUUAAUGCUGAUCCUAAUUUCAAGGUGCUGGCUGCUUCAUACCCGUAUUUCGCUAAAAGACUUCUCACGGAUCCAAACCCAUAUCUCAGAGAUGCUCUGAUUGAGUUGCUUUUUAAGGAUGGGAAGCUUAGGUGGAACCGACUUGAAAACCUGCUGGUUCAGGGAAGAAAAGAUAAAGAUUUCUCUGCAAAAGAUGCUUUACAACCUGUAUUGAAGUUAAUAUUGGGGUCAGAUGGUGAAGAACUCCGAACUUUAGUUAUUAAGGAGGCUGUUCGUGUCACUGAAGCUUUUGUUUGGGGUACGUUUAUUGAUACCUACAAUUAUAUGCCCAAUUUUAUGAGAGCUGCAAUUGCUAAUGGCAAUGCUAAUGGACCACUUGUAAUGAGCAUUGCUGAACAAGAAAGCAUGAUUGAGCUCCGAGAUCAAGUGCUCCGGAUUUGGGGACUUCUACAGUCCUCAGAAAAUUUUGAUCCAGCGCUUUUGCAGCCCAUUUUACAAGUCCUUCAACAACCUGAGGCACGGAACCUGGGGGGGCGUGUUGUAGGCGGAAUCACCCAACGUCUUGCAGCACGGUUGCUGCAACAAGUACUUCGAGUGCCAACAACGGUUUCUGCUUUGACUUUGUGACCAUUAUAGCUGGGGUAAGCAAAUAUUUGUAUGCUAUGUGAUGAAGUUAUAAUAUUCUCUUUACCAUUUUUUCCCAUCAUUUGGUUUAAAUGGAUUGUACAUGUAUAUGUUUGCCUGUGUUAACACAGGCAGAGAACCAUUAGUGAAAUCCUUAAGGGUGCGUUUGUUGUACUGGACUAUCUCGGACUGGACUAGCUUCGAGGAUUAAGCUGGACCGGCUUAGAAUAGACUAAGCUGGACUAACUUAGUGAAGUGCAAUGUCGGACUAAAAAGCAGGAUAAUGAAAAUAGUGUUGUACUCAA
Molecule: messenger RNA, 2441 nt
Organism: Pyrus x bretschneideri (Chinese white pear)
Lineage: Eukaryota; Viridiplantae; Streptophyta; Magnoliopsida; Rosales; Rosaceae
Product: protein ACTIVITY OF BC1 COMPLEX KINASE 3, chloroplastic
Exons: 6
Coding region: 16-2139 (707 amino acids)
Biological process (GO): protein phosphorylation
Molecular function (GO): protein kinase activity; ATP binding
Source: RefSeq, a predicted model, not a curated record